AUGGACACAAGGGGCAAGGAGUCAAGCACUCCUGCAAGCACUCACCCGGGCGAGGUUGGUCAUGGGUCCCUCCCAGCUGCACCAUGCAGAUCUGCCCUGGCCUCCUCGCCACCUCCUCAUACAUCCACUCCCACGCCCUCCGCUCCUCCCCUUUCCCUUCCCCGCCCUGAGCGCUUGCCUGCUUCCCCUGUCCCCCCUACUUCCAUCUCCGCCACUACCAGCAGCACUAUGAGUGGCAGCUUAGGGCGUUUGACUGUUGAACAGACAACAAGAGGAAGAAUAGGGAGACACGAUGGGCGGGCAGGUGGAGGAGAGGAGGUGAGGGAAGAGGAAGAAGGGAACGUGGACGGUGGUGGUGGUGGUGGUGGUGGUGGUGGUGGUGGUGGUGGUGGUGGUGGUGGUGGUGGUGGUGGUGGUGGUGGUGGUGGUGGUGGUGGUGGUGGUGGUGGUGGUGGUGGUGGUGGUGGUGGUGUGCUCUAA
Messenger RNA from Closterium sp. Naga37s-1, 480 nucleotides. Lineage: Eukaryota; Viridiplantae; Streptophyta; Zygnematophyceae; Desmidiales; Closteriaceae. The record is from the annotation of a GenBank genome assembly.